AUGCUCUGCACGCCUAAAUCACGCCGCACAGAAGCCCGCCCGCUGCUCAAGCUGCUGCUGCGCAUGUGGUGUGCAGGGUGCGGGGCUGGUGGCAGCAAGGCGUGGUGGGGGGCCAUGGCAGGAGUGGGCAUGGCAUGUGCGUGCAUGGGCGGUGCAGCAUGCAUGGGGUGCAUGCGUGCGGCAUGGGGAUGCAUGUGGGGAAGAGGAGUGGCAGAAGGGGCGGGGGGAGGGAAGGCAGGGUACGGAGGAGGCGGGAAGGGCGGCCAGAAGGCAGCGGGGGGAAGGCCCACGUGGGCGGGCCACAUGGGCGGGUGGGGCAGGUAG
This is a messenger RNA of Closterium sp. NIES-65, 324 nucleotides long. Lineage: Eukaryota; Viridiplantae; Streptophyta; Zygnematophyceae; Desmidiales; Closteriaceae. The record is from the annotation of a GenBank genome assembly.